Eimeria maxima is the source of this 465-nucleotide messenger RNA. RefSeq lists its product as hypothetical. The transcript is spliced from 2 exons. The record is from RefSeq and is a predicted model, not a curated record. Bases 1 to 465 code for a protein of 154 amino acids. Lineage: Eukaryota; Apicomplexa; Conoidasida; Eucoccidiorida; Eimeriidae.
AUGCGCCACUCAACUGCAUGCACUGAUGGGGCCUCCCCGGGCGGCUCUCGUGUGAGGAGGCGGCCAGAGGCUUCCACUUGUUGCGAUUUGGAAACUGCGGACCUCACCCGUUGCUUCUGCCGGUGCAGUUUUCAGGGCUUGGACGCGGCGCUUGAAGAGGGAAAUGCAUCGGAGAGUACUGCAGCUGUGAGUUGGGUGUUGCACUACAUUGAAAGGCAAGCCAAGAAAAAUUUGCAGAGGAGAACGAAGCAGAGCCCUCGCGGUGUCCGUAUGCCGGAUGCAUUUGUGUGGGUGUACAUGUCUCGUUUUUCGCCCCCUCCGGUUGUUGACGGCUCCAAGAGCACUAACAAGCAGCUGCAGCAGCGGCGGCAGCAGCAGCAGCCGCAGCCUUCGCAUCUCAAAACAUACUCUUUCAGCAGCUCUCCUACGAGCUGCAAGAACCCGCUGCCCGAGUGGGGUGGCUGA